AUGUCUUCCAACGCCACACAUCACGCUCGACGAUAUUGUACAGAGAUCACGCCGCAAUGUCCUGUGGAGUUGACGACUUAUGGCUACUAUCCUAACCUUAGCGUCAACUCUUUCUUCAUUGCCCUGUUUGGAUUGUGUCUCUUGCUCCAACUGGCGCUCGGCACUUGGCGACGGACAUGGACCUAUCUUGGUGUCGUGGCCAUUGGCUGUUUCGGUGAGGCCGUUGGCUACAUUGGUCGGGUGAUUAUGCACCACAACCCCUGGUCCGGUGCUGGAUUCAAGACUCAGAUCUGUUGCUUGGUGCUGGCUCCCAGCUUUCUGGCGGCCGGUAUCUAUGUCACGCUCAAGCAUCUCGUGCUUUACUGCGGACCAGAACAUUCACGACUGAAGCCGAGGCUUUACCCCUGGAUCUUCAUCGGAUGCGAUUUCGGAUCAAUUGUGCUUCAGGCCAUCGGAGGCGGUACUGCUGCCGCUGCGGGCGAUCAAGGUGGAAACAAGAAGCUUUUGGAUGCUGGUGACGGUUUGAUUGUGGCCGGCAUUGCAUUUCAAGUCGCUACGAUGUCCGUGUGCGGUCUUCUCAUCCUUGACUACUACAUUCGCUUUCAGAAAGCGAAGAAGUCGAAUGCUCUCGCACAUUCGGAAAGCGAGUACGAGAAGAACGCGGCAGACCCUAAUACGAGUCGAAACUUCCGUCUAUUCUGUUUCGCCAUCGGUGCUGCCUUUUUCACUAUCCUGAUUCGAUGCAUUUAUCGGCUGCCUGAGAUGGCCGGAGGCUGGGGAAAUACUCUGAUGCAAAAAGAGACGGAGUUCUUGCUGCUCGACGGAAUGAUGGUGGGCAUUGCUUGUGUAUUGAUGACCGCCUUCCACCCUGGAUUCUUCUUUGAGCCGAUGAGGAAGUUCAAGAAAUGA
Molecule: messenger RNA, 909 nt
Organism: Exophiala spinifera
Lineage: Eukaryota; Fungi; Ascomycota; Eurotiomycetes; Chaetothyriales; Herpotrichiellaceae
Exons: 3
Coding region: 1-909 (302 amino acids)
Cellular component (GO): plasma membrane; fungal-type vacuole
Source: RefSeq, a predicted model, not a curated record